Molecule: messenger RNA, 1507 nt
Organism: Gopherus flavomarginatus (Mexican gopher tortoise)
Lineage: Eukaryota; Metazoa; Chordata; Testudines; Testudinidae
Gene: CBX3
Product: chromobox 3
Exons: 8
Coding region: 351-977 (208 amino acids)
Biological process (GO): chromatin organization; negative regulation of transcription by RNA polymerase II
Cellular component (GO): pericentric heterochromatin; nucleus
Molecular function (GO): chromatin binding
Source: RefSeq, a predicted model, not a curated record
UGCCUCGGGCCGCCUGGGAGGAAGUGAUAAGUGGCCAAAUUUUGGCGCCAGCACCGAGACGCCGCCAGCUGGGCCCAAGAUCGAGCGAGAAGGGCAGACCACCCGGUAGCCAGCUCCGCGCACAGCGACCCCGCAACAAAGGCGCCCCAAAUCCCUUGCAGCUGGGCUCGUGUUUGGUGUAAUUGCAGAAGUCCUGCCCCCCGCCCAGCGCCGCCACCGCUGCCCGCCUUUAGCAGCCACCCCAGCUGAAGGGAAGUGGCGGCAUUGGGCGGGAGAAAAGGGAGCUGAGCCCUGGGAUCUCUAGUGGGUGCCUUUCCCCCGAGUAAAAGCUCUGCAAGUCUGCAAUAAAAAUGGCCUCCAAUAAAACUACAUUGGUUUCUAACCAGGAAUCUGAAGUUGGUGGCACUUGGGAAGGACUAAUUAGGAAAAGGAGCCUCAAGGAUUAUCACAAAAUGGGAAAGAAACAGAAUGGCAAAGGUAAAAAAGUUGAAGAAGCAGAACCUGAAGAAUUUGUUGUGGAGAAAGUCCUGGACAGACGUGUAGUGAAUGGGAAGGUUGAAUACUUCUUGAAAUGGAAAGGAUUUACAGAUGCUGACAACACAUGGGAGCCUGAAGAAAACUUAGAUUGUCCAGAAUUAAUCGAAGCCUUUCUGAACUCCCAGAAAGCCGGUAAAGAAAAAACAGAUGGUGGUAAAAGAAAAUCUUUAUCAGAUAGUGAAUCUGAUGACAGUAAAUCAAAGAAAAAGAGGGAUUCUGUUGAUAAACCAAGGGGGUUUGCAAGAGGUCUUGAUCCUGAGCGGAUAAUUGGAGCCACAGAUAGCAGCGGAGAACUUAUGUUUCUCAUGAAAUGGAAAGACUCAGAUGAGGCAGACUUGGUGCUGGCCAAAGAAGCUAACAUGAAAUGUCCUCAGAUUGUAAUUGCUUUUUAUGAAGAGCGACUAACUUGGCAUUCGUGUCCGGAAGAUGAAGCACAAUAAUCAUUUACAUUGCUUUUUUAUAUAUAUAUGAAUAUUAAAACCUGGAUUUUGAUUUUAGUCUGAUUUAUUAGCAAUGUGAGAAACCUCUACAUUCUAAUGAGAAUUGAGUUUGAUAUGUUUGUUUUUUGAAGUAGUGUGUUUUGCAUCAACAGCAAGUAAAUAAAGGCUUUCUGCAACUGGCUUCAUUAAUGACAGGACAGCAUUUGAUACUACUUCCUCCAUAUUCGGUAAAGUCUUUUAUAAACCUUCAUGAUCCUCCAUAGUUAUUACUGAAUCAUAACAAAUGUUUAAACAAACUCACAGAUGUUUUAUAGUCUUCUAUGCUAUUGAUGUGCAUGUAUCUUCUUUACCCCAACCUAGCCUUGUAACAUGUAGAACCAUUCUUUUUAGUAUUUGAGGUAAUGUAGUCCCAAAGAGACCAGGUAAAAAAACUUUGUAGUAAUUUGAAUGUUAUCAUACUGUAUAUUGUUUACUUUAUUGUAAAUACUGGUGAACAGUGGUCAAUAAAAUAGUUUUAUAUUCUUCCUUUA